Purpureocillium lilacinum is the source of this 1476-nucleotide messenger RNA. RefSeq lists its product as uncharacterized. The record is from RefSeq and is a predicted model, not a curated record. Gene Ontology annotation, molecular function: threonine-tRNA ligase activity; ATP binding. NCBI's taxonomy places the organism in Eukaryota, Fungi, Ascomycota, Sordariomycetes, Hypocreales, Ophiocordycipitaceae. Gene Ontology annotation, cellular component: cytoplasm. Gene Ontology annotation, biological process: threonyl-tRNA aminoacylation.
AUGCUCCGCCCGCGCACCGCCAGGGCGGCACUGUCCGCCCUGCCACGCAGGCCGUGGACGUGUCCAGCAUGCCUGUCCCGCCGCCCCUACUCUCAGAAGAAACCCGCCGCGCCCACACCGUCCGCAACCGACCCCCCGGACCACAGGAAGCUGGGCGUCCAACAGGAGCUCUUCAUGACCUCGGUCUACAGCCCCGGGUCGCCAAUCUUCCUCCCCAACGGCGCGCGCAUCUUCAACCGCCUCGUCGACUUCCUGCGCAGGCAGUACGUCCGCUAUGGCUUCCAGGAGGUCAUCACGCCGACAAUCUACAAGAAGGCGCUGUGGGCAAAGUCGGGCCACCUCGAGAACUACGCAGACGACAUGUACUCGGUGACCGGGAACGCGAAAAAGGACGAGCCUGAGCGGACAGGGUGCUGCGACGGCGAGCAUGCCCAUGAAGAGGACGCCGACGACGAAUACGGCCUCAAGCCGAUGAACUGCCCCGGCCACUGCCUCAUCUUCAAGUCGAAGCUGCACAGCUACCGAGACCUUCCCGUGCGAUACGCCGACUUUAGCCCCCUGCACCGAAACGAGAUUUCCGGCGCGCUAUCGGGGCUGACGCGGGUGCGCCGGUUCCACCAGGACGACGGGCACAUCUUUUGCCGGCCGAGCCAGGUGGAAGAGGAGAUCAAGAAGACGCUCGACUUUGUCCGAGUCGUGUACGGCGUGCUGCGCCUCGGCGUCAGCUACAGACUCGCGCUAUCUACACGGCCAAAGGAUCACUACAUCGGCACGGAGGAGGAGUGGAACCGCGCAGAGGACCGGCUGAAGAGGGCGCUCGACGCCUCGGGCAUGGACUGGAGCAUCAAUGAGGGCGAUGGCGCGUUCUACGGCCCGAAGAUCGACAUCGUGCUCAAGGACUCGGAUGGCAAGGAGCACCAGACGGCUACGAUACAGCUCGAUUUUCAGCUGCCGAAGCGCUUCGAGCUCGAGUACCAGGCGCCGGCCCCCGAGUACGAAGCUCGCGGCGAGACGACCGAGGACCCGGCCCUGCUCGCCGAGUACGGCCCCGUGCGGCCCGUCAUGAUUCACCGCGCCGUUCUCGGCUCGGUAGAGCGCCUGAUGGCUCUGCUUAUCGAGUCGUACAACGGCAAGUGGCCUUUUUGGCUCAACCCGCGCCAGGCCAUUGUCCUUACAGUCAACACGUCCGAGCCGGUCUUGGAUUGGGCCGACGAGGUUCGCGACGUCUUGGUGGGAAUCAAGAGCAAUGGGUCGCACGAGGACUUGGUGAAUCCCACAGGCCUGGCCGUGGAUGUUGAUGCCACGGCACGGUCGCUGGGGUCCAAGAUCCGCGAGGCGCGGUUGGCUGGAUACGGCCAGAUCCUCGUGGUAGGCGAGGACGAUGUCAAGAAUAGACAGGUCAGUCUCGGCAAGGAGAGGAUGAGCCCGGAAGCGAUGCGCGACAGGAUGCGCGCCAUGGUAGAUUCAUUCCAAUAG